Messenger RNA from Schistosoma haematobium, 3939 nucleotides. RefSeq names its product blue light receptor, variant 2. Lineage: Eukaryota; Metazoa; Platyhelminthes; Trematoda; Strigeidida; Schistosomatidae. The transcript is spliced from 9 exons. The record is from RefSeq and is a predicted model, not a curated record. The coding region runs from base 61 to 3360 and encodes 1099 amino acids.
UGUUUUUUCUUUUAAUAAGAUACAUCAAACGAACUUUUUCUGUGACAUAUAUUGAUAGAAAUGACAAAAGUGAAAAAUCUUUCUCUGGAACAAGAUGAGAAUAAUCAGGAUGUAUUGGAAUUUGAAAAUAAUCUUGAGAAGACGUCACGCGACUUAGUCGCAGAUAUUUUAAAUCGGGCUAGAUCUGCAAUCGCACAUGAAUCCUUAGAUACAAAACAGAUUAUGUUGCCUAAACAAAAUUUUGCGUCAUCGCUACCGCAAUUAUCGAUAACAACUUUAUCUCCACCUAAAUAUGUCAGUGAAAAUGAUAAGAAUACGGGAGAAUGUGAUGAUGCGUUUGGCAUUACAUCAAUAAAUCAUAAGUCUGUCAUAAAUGAAGAGAUUCAACCCUCAAAUUUUCAUGAAGAAUUAACUAUCCAACAGGCACCAUCUGAAGAAAAGGUUUCUAAUCAGUAUCAAACAAAAUCUGAUUUCAAGUCAAAUAUUUUGAAUGAUUUCAGAGGUAUUGGAGUUGGCUCAGCUACACCAGAUACUCCACAUCAAAGAGACUAUCAGUGGAAAUCAAGUAUAGAUUUACCUCCAGCAAAUAAUACUGCCUUCACUCAUUCAUACAACUAUCCUCAGAAACCUGUUUAUUUAAGAGAAAUGUCUUUUUCACCUCCAAGUCUUUCGUAUGAUUUAGUUAAAGAUGAUUUAAUUACGUCAUCUCCACCAAACAAUUCUAAUUGUAUUGGCGAAUUCAUAGCAUUAUCUAAAAUGUUAACAUACAGACAAGACUCCCCAACAGUUAUAAAUACAGACGAUAUGGAACAGAAGUUGAAACCAUUCAGUUCACCCCUACCAAUCUACAUUCCUUCAACAGCGUGUACACGUAUCCUUAAAAAUUCUGAAGUUCAUAGAUUUACAGGUGACUGUAAUUCACAACAGCGAAGACUUAGACACAAUGAUUCUGAAGUUGCUAAAUUAUCAUACAGUGACAGUACGUCUUCAGAAUUAGAAAAAAUAAGUAUCGAGUAUAAAAACAACAGUUUUAUGACAAAUAAAAAGCAAGCUAACAAACCGAAUAUACCCCGUUUACAAUUACCUUCAAGUCCAAAACUAACACAUUCACCUAAAACUAAUCAAAUGAGAAUUCGUCAAUCUUCGUUACUACGUAAUAGUAUUACAAGUAAAUCAAACAGUUUGAAAAUACCUAAAUCUACAAGUUCAUCAUUGUGUUGGUGGGAACCACUUAAUCGUUAUGAUGCUCAUAUUAUGGAAGUAGAAGGAAUAAAUAAUUCACCAUAUAAUGAUAAAUUUAACCUACCUGAACCUAAUCCAGAAGUACUGAAACAUUAUUAUUAUUUAUGUGCUCAACAGCCAGUGAAAGAAGCUUCUCUUAUGAAAGCAAUAAAUGAAGCUGAAAUUCAAGCAAAAUAUGACAAAAUUGCACAUUAUGAAUUUUUAAGACGAAAAUCUUUACAAAAUCAGUAUAAGCGAACUAGAUUUUUAAAUUCACAUCAAUCCAGAAAGUUUGGCAUUGAAUCGAAACAUUUAAACAAAAUAAAUAAUAACAACAAUAAUAGUACUAAUCGACCAAAUUUAUGUAGACCUGAACAUUUUACACAUUCAUUACAAAAGGAGAACAAACCGAAGAAACCUUCUGAAUAUUCAGAUGAAGAUGAUUUAUGUUCAACUAUGAAAAAGUCAAAAAAACAACGAUCGGUAUUAAGUAGUACAAUCCAUAAUUCACAAUCUAGAAGAGUAUCUUCAAAAUCAAACAGUCGAGUUCGUAGUUCAUUGAAAGUACGCAAUAAAGGUUUAGAUAAAAAUGAAUAUAAUCAGAAUGAUAGCAUUAAUCAUCAUAUUCAUUUUGAUCAUCAUGAAAGAAGAUUGCAUAGUUCAAAUAAUCAAAGAACACAGCGAAGUCAAUCUCCAAUUGAAAAUAGAAUAAAUACUAUUAAAGAUUCCGAUUACAAUAGAUCAAUUCAUUCACCAAUUAGCUAUUUUUUAGAUUUCAAUGAUAAACCAGAUUACAAUCAACAUUGUACAAAUCUUCACUCAGAAUAUUUUCCCAUAAAUAAACAACAUGCAGAUUCACCUACAUAUAUUAAUUCUGAGUAUGCAGAUAAUCUACCUAAAGCAUUUCACUCAACAGAGCUGCAAACUGAAAACCAUUCAAAUGAAAAUGGACUACACAACAAGAGUAUUCAUUCACGUCGAAAUAAUUUACAUACUAUUCAUCCGAAUUCUUCAUUUUAUCGAAAUUCAGACUUAUAUUCUGGAUCAUUGGAUAGAUUAAGGAGACGAUGUCAUUCAAUUGAAAGAGAACUAGGUUCAAUUGAAAGAGAUAAAUAUGAACAAGGUUUAAAUAAUCCAAUAUCAGGUGAUCCAAGAGUUGAUGCUCUAACAUCAGCCAAUAGAAUAUUACGUCAAAGAUUACAUGAUAUACAAAAGUUACAAGAAAAUAGAGAACAUGCUUUGAAUAAAGCUCAUGAAAUGGUUAAUGGUUUGUUGAAUAAGCAACAAAAACAAGCCUCAAUAAUUCGUGAAAGUACACGAAACUUUGCACAAACACCGUCAACUUUAUUAACAAAUAAUCACGAUAUUGAUGACGAUCAUAAUAGAAAAAGUUAUAUAACAAAUUUAUACAAACCAGUGAUUAAAGAUGAUUCAUUCAAUUUGCCUACUUAUACACCAACUAAAUAUAGACAUUACCAUAAUCAACAUCAUUUGCAGUGUCAUCAUGAUGUCAAUCAUAUCACUGAUCAUUAUGACCGAAAUUAUAAUCAGCAUUCACCAUAUAAUCAUUGUUCAAAUCAACGAAAACCAUUUAAUUCUAGAAAUAAUUCAACAAACUUAUUACUCGAAAAAUUACGUUCAGAUUAUGCAGAUUUAGCAAACAGUGUUUGUCGUAUUGAAGAAAAAGCACGAGAUGCUGCCUCUUCUGUACAGUCAUUAUUAAGACAAUUUCAAAUGGGUCUUAUGGAACCGGUUAAUUUCAGUUCAAUGAAUCAAUUACCGAAUAGUGAUUCUCAUGAGUCAUUUAAUAGAGAGUCUUAUUCAAAUGAGUUAUAUGAUAAAUCUGUUAUGCUUAGAUUGCAAAAAGCAAGAGAUACAUUAGAUCAAUUGAAAUCUGAUUCGUUCCGGCCAUCAAUAAACCUCCAAAGACAAGUAGACUAUACUGUACCACUAACAAUAUCAGUAACACCAACGACCAAUUCAUUAUUAUCGUCCUCAAUCCCAGUAAUGACAACAACAUCUGGUACAGUUCCGUCAAAAAUGAAUCAUUAUAAUCUACAUGAACCACAUUUAAAACAUCCUAAUGUGUAUAAUCGUCCUUAUACUAACUCAUUAAGAUCAACUUGGCAUAUUAGUUAAGCUGUCAAUAUCUUAUUUCGGUCAUUUCUAAUUAUAAAUUAUAGACUGAUCAAUUAUAAAAAAUGAUUAAGAUUGAUGCGGAAAAGAAGGUAAUCUAACAGACAGGAACAAUCUCUAAUGACCUCAGGGAUUAAAAACAGUUUCAUCAAGAAUUCUCUUUACUAUUUUUGUUUGCUUUUGCUUCUAUCGUGUUCUAGAAUAGUAAACAAAUACGUAUGGUAUUGUUUUUUAUACCAAAACUUUUUCUAGCCUAAAAUCUUUCUCUCUACCGAUUUGUUUAUUGUCUUGUUUUUGAUAGUCAUUCAUUAUUUAUGUACUUGGAUAUUUUAUAAUUUGUUUAAACCAAUCAGUUGGCUUAAACACUUUGUUAAACAGAUACCAUUGUUGAUAAGAUUGAAAAUGUUGUGAAUUUCCCAACAACAACAACAACAACAACAACAACAAAAGACGCUCAUAAAAAGUAUUAAUAUGUCAAUCUUAUUUAUUUAUUAUGAUACCUUUAAUAACUAUCAUCCAGAACCUUAAAGUACAACUCAAUAGGAUAAGGGGGUUUUCAUUAUGUUUUCUUUUCUUCUCUCU